This is a messenger RNA of Ectocarpus siliculosus, 896 nucleotides long. NCBI's taxonomy places the organism in Eukaryota, Phaeophyceae, Ectocarpales, Ectocarpaceae. The record is from the annotation of a GenBank genome assembly.
AUGGAGGUUGAUUCCGCUGCGGCUGAGGCAAGCUCUUGGCAGCUGGAGGAGGUGCUGGCUUGUAGCGAGGACGAGACGCUCGAUGUUGGUGGGGAGGAGGAAGCUGCUGGGCUUCCUUUCGACGCCGCCGAAGGCGAAGAUAGCGAUGACGAGCCCUCGCCUGCAGGUGGUGCAGGCCUCUGGGACCCAUCUCUAGGGGAGAUCGCGACCCUUGAAGAAGAGAUAAAGAAACUAGAGUUCCCCAACCUCGAAGACGGGACCGGCAACUUUGGGGAGAAAACCAUGGACAACGCAGUCGCGAUGUUGAUGGCGAAGACCGGACGCGGCUUCAGCCUGAAGAGAGAGAAUAAAACAAAGGUGGGUUGCGAGUUCCACUUGGGGCUGUGGUGGGGGGCCGACAUGAAUACACCGCAAGUUGCAAAGACGAAACCUGGGAGGAACGGUCGCCCGAGUGGCUGUGCAGGGACACUCGUAUGUGGAAAGCUUCAGGACCAAGCACCUGCGAACGUUCAACUUCGUCCUGAACGCAGUGAAGUACGAGCAGUGCAGCCAGCACGCCACGGAGGACACUGAAGCACAGAUCCUCGGGGCUCUCAGUUACGAGGCGAUACCUGUCGUGCGUGACGAAGAGGCGGCGCGGAGACUGUUCGAGGAGUUGGUGGCAGACCCGACGAAGGCGAACCUCACGUACGACACCGGCUCCGGAGAGUUGGUGGACCCUUCAAUACCGACGUCCGAAGCCGCUGGUGUCUCCAUGGUGUCCCGCACAUCCGUGCCUCACUUCGCGGAGUUACUUCGUGACCAGAACGUCCACACGGUGGUGCGCAUCACACCGAUGUCUACGGCGUCCGAGUGCGGUCACCUCGUCGCCCUUGGACCGGACGGCUUCUUCCUCU